GCACGUGCGCGUCUGCGCUCCAGCAGCCUUUCUCCAUAUUCAACUCUGGGAAAGCGCACAGCAAUUUUCCUGAUGAAAAUCCAACACUUUGUUUUGACAGAAUCGGGAAACAGGAAAUCUCCCGAAACACGAAUCGGAACCAUCGUCCAGUUGCUAAUGUGAUUUUGUUACUGGUGUUCGAUUAUAGAAAAUUGAUUGAUUGGCCCCAGAAUAGUUCCAAUUAUUACGGGUUCACGUUACUGGUAGUGUUUAAAAAGUAACACCUGUGUAAUUACCAAGUAUACUAGAUCAUAGUCUUGUGUGUUUUGCCUGCUACUACGACUCUGCCUUUCGCCGUGGAAAAAGAUGGCCUCCGGAAAAUUUUCCCUGUGAAGUGGCUGAAGUGAUUGUGUUGUGAAGUUUACAGCAAGAAGUGUCGAGUGUUUAAAAAUGGCUACUAAACCACCUCAGGAUACCUCCGGUCUGGGUUAUUCGUACGUAACCCCCGGAGGGAUGUUCCUGAGGUUGAGAAACUCCCUAUCACAGUUUAGUGAUUUGUUCAGCGAGUUUAACAAGUACAUCGCCCCUGCCUAUCAUCACGAUCGCUGUGAACGGUCCGUCCAUAUGCGACUGUAUUCAAUGAACAAGCGGGAAUUCGUAGUGGUCUUUUUGGCGUUCUUUGCCUGCUUCGGAUUGGGCAUCUUCAUUGGGUUGGCUGGACCACCCAUUACCUUGACUACGAUGGUCACCGGAAGUUCGCUGAUGCCAAAUACGACCAGUCCAAACCUGGACUACUUAGCCAAUGGGCCGUUUGUGAUGCGAACGCCACUGAUGACUACGUACUCACAGCAGCUGUGGCUAAUAGCCAACAUCGAGACGGACAACACCGAUGAUGAGAUAUUCGACAAAAGUUUCCAUGUCAGUGUUGGAAUCGACGGCCUCACGGUGGAGCACAAACCGGUUACGGUAUUGAGUGUUGAAAACAGUAAAAAUCGUACGCGCCAUUUGACCUGCUCACGUGAUGCCUGCGACGAGUUCAUCGUACUACAUCUGGGCUUUUUGGAUUAUGCCCAUUACAUCAUCACGGUACGAUUCAUUGGGCUGGAUGGAUUCCACCAUCGGUACAACAUCAAUAGCGUACAGUUCUACUUCAAAACAUACAAUCCAGCGUUCACCCAGAUCGAGAUAUGGUUCCGAUUCAUAUUUCUGUUGUUUACAUUCAUUGUGACCUGUUGGUUCGCGCACACCCUUCGGAAGUAUCCCAUCUACGAUUGGUCGAUAGAGCAGAAGUGGAUGUCGAUUCUGCUGCCAUUGUUGCUGCUGUACAACAAUCCCGUUUUCCCGUUGAUAUUCUUGAUAAACAGUUGGCUACCGGGAAUGCUGGACGCAAUCUUCCAAGCCACGUUCCUGUGCGCCUUGCUACUGUUUUGGUUGUGCAUCUACCACGGACUGCGUCAGAACGAACGGAAGCUGCUGACGUUCUAUGUACCGAAGUUGAUCGUAAUUUUGCCCAUAUGGUUGUGUGCCGUUGUGCUAGCGACGUGGGAAAGCAACGAAAUGAAGGAUCCCACCUACAGCCAUUUCGUCGACACCGCGAACUAUAAUGGGUUCAAAAUGUUCUUCUACAUUUCGGGUGCUAUGUACUUGCUAUACUUAGUCCUAUUGAUCCUACGAGCUUAUAGUGAACUGCGGUCGAUGCCCUUUUUCGACAUGCGCCUCAAGUUUCUAACACUGCUAAUGCUGUUCGUACUUGCCAUCUCGCUGACGGUUACCAUGUGCCGGUUUGGAUUCGGAAUCCUUGAGGAUAAUUUCGUCGCCCAGUUGAAUACCACAUACAAAAGCUCCGCACAGUUUAUGUGCUUCUAUGGAUUGUUGAAUUUCUAUAUCUACACCAUGGCCUAUGUGUAUUCGCCGAACGGACGACCACUGCAUGAAGCCACCAUCACCAAGGACAACCCGGCCUUUUCGAUGAUCAACGACUCGGACGAAGAGGUGGUGUAUGGUUCGGACGAUGAAAGCCGCCGCCCGCUGAACUCGGCGCAUGGCAAGGGGAACGACUACGAUAGCGACUAAAAGCGACUUCCAGGUGCUUCCGGAUCGAUGACGACGACGACGAUAAUGAUCUCAGAAAAGUUGGUAAGAACUGUUUCCGUACAAAAAAGAGAACCUGUGUGCUAUGACUGAAGAAAAUAGAUAAACUGAUGGACUUGAGCGGGGUAGUGUUGGCCGGAAACCGGUAUGAUUGUUCGGGGGCGAUGAAUAAAUAAAUAUAAGCAUAUCUUUUUCACUUCUCAAUCCGGUGGUGUCUCAGCAGUGUUAUGAAGAAAACCAGUAUGUGUUUAGAUGGUAAUUGUUUUUUUGUCAGCAAUUUUUUCGUUCAACGUUUGAUGAAAAUACCGAUCGCGCCAUUCCAAGUAGAUUAGACUAUAAGUUAGAGGCGUGUUAGUUCAAUUACGAAAAAAUCUAGACUUCAGAAAAUUUAUUUCUAAACGUUUUGUUUAUCCUUCAAACUAUAUAAGAAAAAGAAAAACACAUGGGUAAAUCUAACCAUUCUCAACCUUGUUAGUUGUAUUCGAGUAUUUAGGGUACCCGGUAAAUAAUAGCUAGAGGUUUACAAUCUAAGUAGAUAAAAAAACACUACGCUUUGGAGUAUCCAACAGCAGGAUAAGAAAGUUGUGUGUGGUUAUAUAUUAAAAGAAAAAAAACAUGAAUGGAUUAGCAACAGUAUCUUUACAUUACCAAUAAGCAUGAAAACAGAAAAUGAAACAAAAAAAUCUUAUGUGACAAACAACUGGAAUGACAAAUAAAAUAUUUAUACUUGA
Ochlerotatus camptorhynchus is the source of this 2801-nucleotide messenger RNA. Its product is annotated as transmembrane protein 181. Bases 430 to 2052 code for a protein of 540 amino acids. Lineage: Eukaryota; Metazoa; Arthropoda; Insecta; Diptera; Culicidae. Gene Ontology annotation, molecular function: toxic substance binding. The record is from RefSeq and is a predicted model, not a curated record. The transcript has 5 exons.